This is a messenger RNA of Cinclus cinclus, 3630 nucleotides long. RefSeq names its product carnitine palmitoyltransferase 2 (gene CPT2). Gene Ontology annotation, cellular component: mitochondrion. NCBI's taxonomy places the organism in Eukaryota, Metazoa, Chordata, Aves, Passeriformes, Cinclidae. Gene Ontology annotation, molecular function: carnitine O-palmitoyltransferase activity. Bases 31 to 1977 code for a protein of 648 amino acids. The transcript has 5 exons. The record is from RefSeq and is a predicted model, not a curated record. Gene Ontology annotation, biological process: fatty acid beta-oxidation.
AGCUCGGGCGGAGCGGCGCUGACGCGCAUCAUGGCGGCGCGGCAGCUGCUGCGGGUGGCCCCGGGGCGGCGCGGGUACAGCGGUGCGGGCGCCGCCGAGUUCCUGCACCGCAGCAUCGUGCCCACCAUGCACUACCAGAAAAGCCUGCCCAGACUGCCAGUUCCCAAGCUAGAAGAUACAAUUACAAGAUACCUGAAUGCCCAGAAACCGCUUUUAAAUGAUGACCAGUUCAGGAAGACAGAAGAGCUUGCUCAUGCCUUUGAAAAGGGGAUUGGAAGAGAGCUGCAUGAGCAACUAGUUGCUCAAGACAAUCAGAACAAGCAUACAAGUUACAUUACAGGUCCCUGGUUUGACAUGUACCUAAAAGCACGUGAGCCUGUUGUUUUGAAUUUUAAUGCAUUUAUGUCUUUUAAUCCUGAUCCGAAAUCGGAAUACAAUGAUCAGCUCAUACGAGCCACAAACAUGACUGUUUCUGCCAUACGUUUUAUGAAGACCUUCAGGGCUGGUUACCUUGAACCAGAGGUUUUUCACCUCAAUCCAGAAAAAAGUGACACUGAGAUCUUUAAAAAAAUUAUCCGAUUUGUGCCUUCUUCAAUUUCUUGGUUUGGUGCCUACAUGGUCAAUGCUUAUCCCCUAGAUAUGUCUCAAUACUUCAGACUUUUCAAUUCUACACGACUUCCUAAGCUCAACAAAGAUGAGCUUUAUACAGAUGAAAAGGCAAAACAUUUAUUAGUGUUGAGAAAUGGAAAUUUUUAUGUGUUUGAUGUUAUUGAUAGAGAUGGAAACAUGUUGGAACCCUCAGAAAUACAAGCACACUUGAAAUACAUCCUUAGUGACAACAGUCCGGCCCCAGCCUUCCCUCUUGGCUACCUCACCAGUGAAAACCGAGAUACAUGGGCAUUGCUGAGGAAGAAUCUACUGGAGAAUGGCAAUGAAGAAGCUCUUCAAAAAGUAGACUCUGCCAUGUUUUGUUUAAGUUUAGAUGAUUUUGCCAUUAAAGACUUUGUGCACUUGUCCCACACUAUGUUGCAUGGAGAUGCUGCAAACCGCUGGUAUGACAAAUCCUUUAAUCUUAUCAUAGCUAAGGAUGGCACUGCAGGAAUUAAUUUUGAACAUUCCUGGGGAGAUGGUGUGGCUGUGCUCAGGUUCCAGAAUGAAGUUUUUAAAGACAGCACCAAGACGCCAGCCAUUGGCCCCCAGUCCCAGCCUGCUUCAGUCGACUCUUCCAGAGCAGUGCAGAAACUUGACUUUAAACUGAACGACGCCUUAAAAGCAGGGAUUACCAAAGCCAAACAGAAGUUUGAUGCCACUGUAGAAUCACUGUCUCUUAACAUGAUUCAGUUCCAAGAAGGGGGCAAGGAACUUCUAAAGCAGAAGAAGGUGAGCCCAGAUGCUGUGGCUCAGCUGGCCUUCCAGAUGGCUUUCCUUCGCCAGUAUGACCAGACCGUGGCUACGUACGAGUCUUGCAGCACUGCAGCUUUCAAGCACGGCCGUACAGAAACCAUACGUCCUGCCUCUGUCUACACAAAGAAAUGCUCUGAAGCUUUUGUCAAGCAACUCUCCAAACACAGCACAGAAGAGCUGCAGAAUUUGAUAGUGGAGUGCUCCAAGUACCACGGCCGUUUGACAAAAGAGGCUGCUAUGGGCCAGGGCUUUGACCGGCAUCUCUUCAGCCUGCGCUAUUUGGCCUUAUCCAAAGGGCUGGCACUGCCAGAUUUCUAUCAGGACCAAGCCUACGCUCGCCUUAAUCACAACAUCAUUUCCACCAGCACCUUGGUGAGCCCAGCUGUGCAGUUAGGAGGGUUUGGCCCCGUGGUGUCUGAUGGCUUUGGAGUAGGGUAUCAGGUACAAGAUGACUGGAUAGGUUGUAAUGUUUCCUCUUACCCAGCUAGGAAUGGUGAAGAAUUCCUUCAGUGUAUAUACAAGUCGCUAGAAGAUAUCUUUAAUGUUUUAAAGGGCAAGAAAAUUAGUAGUUAAGACAUAAAGACAUUGGAGCACUUUACAGUUGCAGAAUAAAAUGCAGAUUAUGUCUAACUGACAUACUAAUCAGUGUUCAGCAUGUCUGAGACUGCCCAGCUUAAUUUGCUUCAUGUAUCAUCAUUGAACUUGAAUACUGUUAGGUUUACUAGGAAAUUUCUAUCUGUUUUAAACAAAUUAAUUACAGACCUUGAAUGCAUUUCAGGAAAUAGAGACAUUAACUGUCAAACUGAGUAACGGAUCUAUGUGUUCUUAAAACACAUAAUCUAAAAUAAGCAUUUUUAUUGAGUUAAUGAAAUUGUAACACCUGUGUUCCAUGAGUGUUCAGACACAGUACUGUGAUACCACUCCUGAAUUGCUUGUUUUUUAAAAAAAUACAUGCAAUAAUUUAAAAUAUGGAAGAAUGGUUCCAUUUGCACUCUUGCAGUAAGGUUGCUUACUAACUUGUCACACUUCUCUUUUAAACUUGAAUUUAUAUCACAACUGAUUGUGCCUCAACUGCUUGAAGCCUUUCCACUCUAACAGCUUUUGGAGACACAAAAAAAUGAGGUGGGAGGCUUUAAGUAACCUACAGUCACCAAAUGGGUUGUUAAACUGACUGGAAAAGACUAUAUUUUAAUAAAGUUGUCUUUUAAUAACCACAAAAUUCUUUUAUUGCCGUAUCUAAAUCAUACAGCAUGGGUAGACCCUGUAUCAAUAGCUCAUGUUUCUUACAAAGCUUGGAAACAAAACUGCUGCAAGCAUUCUGCAUUCUCCCUGGUAUGUAGACCUUGAAUUCCUGCCUUUUACCCUCUUGAUUUCCACUCUUUUUUUCUGGAAGGCAAAUCUUUCUGUGGAGCUGAACUGCACAGUGGCGCUGGUUUCUGUGAUCUGUGUAAAACGAAUGCAGCUCAUGUCCCACUGGCCCAGACAACCAAAUACAUCAGUGGAACAGGAAAGACUGAGCACAUUGGUUGGAUGUGACAGAUCUGGUUCAGAGGCUCAGAAACUACUUCCCUUUGCUCUUCCUUUGAUGAAGAGCAUCAGCUUCCAGGUUCUCUCAGGUCUUUUUAAUUUAGCACAGUAAGUGUAAGCAAUACCCAGUCCUGGAAGUAUGAAAUAAAAGUGCUAGCAUGGGAGAGGCAUGCUUUUCAUGUGUAAGCCUGAAGGCUUUGCUCCUGCAAUGUAAUGCCUGAAAUCCUGGCAAGAUUGUGACUGCACUUGCCAAGGAGUACAAAGUCUGUCUUCAGCUAAAAAUUAGGUUUACUUAAUAAUAUACUUGGAAAGAUAACUUGCUUUUCAGAGGACUGUAACUCUGUAAAUGUCAGCAGCAGUGAAGCUUAGUGAGUGUUCACAGGAAACUCACCUCAGACUUUACCUGAAGUGGCAGAAAGCUGCUUAAAGGUGCAGCUGUUCCCUUGAACAAUUAACACGGUGCCUUUACUAAUGCUUGUAGCCAUUUCCUCAUGAUAGAAGUGGUGAGUGGGAAGGCUUUAUUUGCUUAUGUUAGAGAAUCAAAUGUGGGUACUUCCUGGUGACCAACUAUUAAAACCUUUAAGGCUGUAAACUGUGCAAGUAGUUACUGUAUCCAUUUGUUGUACCUAAGCUACAGUCUACCACAACCACCUAAUUCCAAAACCCCACAGCAUUAAGGACAUGGCACAGUUCAGGCAA